Messenger RNA from Paramormyrops kingsleyae, 2891 nucleotides. It is a transcript of the gene ivns1abpa, whose product is annotated as influenza virus NS1A binding protein a. Gene Ontology annotation, molecular function: protein binding. The record is from RefSeq and is a predicted model, not a curated record. NCBI's taxonomy places the organism in Eukaryota, Metazoa, Chordata, Actinopteri, Osteoglossiformes, Mormyridae.
AGGCGGGGUGUAUGAUGAUGCAGGCAGCCAUGUGGCGCGUCCCUUCGCUUUGAAAAGACCACGCCGCCUCUUCUCACGGUGCAGACACCUUGAAAGGGGAGAAGGUAGUUGGAUACACAGAAGUGAUUGCGCAGCCCAGUAAGGUUGUUUCGUGCCAGCUUUUUCCAGAACUGUCCACGUCCGGAGAAAAUUGCAUCCACGUGAAAUAUGCUGCCUGUCCUUUUCUGUCGUAUGGAAAAGGUUAUGAUGCAUGAUCUCCGCAGAAAAAAAUCCCCUCUAUAACCAACGGGAUCCAGUGUACCUGACCACACUCGAUUCGGUCCUGGAAGUGUGUGUGCUGCACCCAAGCCUUAAGCUGUGUUCCUCCAUCCACUUGUUUUACUCAUCAGGAACAUCUUGUGAUUCAUCUGUCGCAAGUGUAUACUCUUCUUCUUUUGGGCUUAGUACAAAAGGCUCACAAAAAUGAUCCCCAAUGGAUAUUUGAUAUUUGAGGACAACAGCUUCCUUGAUUCUACCGUGGCAAAGAUGAAUACGCUUCGGAAGAGCGGCCAAUUCUGUGACGUAAGGCUGCAGGUCUGCGGCCGUGAGCUAACGGCGCACCGUGCCGUCGUGGCUUGCUGCAGCCCGUACUUGUUCGAGCUCUUCAGUAGCAGUACUGAACCCAGUGGGGUCGCUCACGUGACCUUUGAGGACCUGGAGCCCGAGGCGGUGGAGAUUCUGCUCAAUUACGCCUACACAGCCCAGCUGAAGGCUGAAAAGGAGCAGGUCAGAGAUGUCUACUCUGCCGCGAAAAGGUUCAAGAUGGAAGGGGUGAAACAGAUUUGUGGGAACUACCUGCUGUCAAAGAUGGACUGCCGAAGUGCAAUCUCCAAUCGCAUCUUUGCCAGCUGCAUGGGAGACAGCCAUCUCUUAAGCAAGAUCGAUGGGUACAUCCAAGAACACCUGAUGGAGAUUUCAGAUCAGGAGGACUUCCUCAAACUUCCCCGACUCAAGCUGGAGGUCAUGCUAGAAGACAACCAGAGCCUGCCCAGCAACGGUAAACUGUACUCCAAGCUGAUCCGCUGGCUUCAGCGCACCUUGUUAGAGAACGGGGAACAGCUGGAGAGUCUGAUGGAGGAGGUGCAAACUCUGCAUUACUCCGCAGAGCACAGGCUGCAUGGCGGGAGUUUGUUUGAAGGGCAGGCUGAGGUUUUUGGCAGCGACGACCACAUCCAGUUUGUGCAGAAGAGGCCUCCGCGGGAGAAUGACCAUUGGCAGAUAGGCCCUGGCUCCCACACAAGUCUGUCUCCCGGGUCCAUCGAUCAUCUCAGCCAUGAGUGGAAGUACGUCGCCUCGGAGAGGACUUCCAACAACGCGUACCUGUGCCUGGCAGUGUUGGAUGGGCUGCUGAGUGUCAUCAUCUUACACGGCCGCACCAGUCCCCAGGUCUCCCCCUCUGGCACCCCUUGCCUCCUCAAGAGCAUGAGCUUCGAGGCGCAGCCGGAGGAGCUGGACGACAGGCUGCUGCCACCCAUGCACUAUGCCCGCUGUGGCCUGGGCACCGCAGGGUUGAAUGGCAGGCUUAUUGCCGCAGGUGGGUAUAACAGGGAGGCGUGCUUGCGGACGGUGGAGUGUUAUGAUCCUCUGGCAAGGACUUGGUCCUUCCUGGCACCCAUGCGAAUGCCCAGGGCACGGUUCCAGAUGGCGGUGCUGAUGGGUCAGCUCUAUGUUAUGGGCGGCUCCAACGGCCACUCGGACGAGCUGAGCUGCGGGGAGAUGUAUGACCUCCAAACAGACGAGUGGACUCAAGUGCCGGAGCUCAGGACCAACCGAUGUAACGCAGGCGUUUGUGCCCUGAACAGCAAGCUCUACGUCGUGGGAGGAUCUGACCCCAGUGGGCAGAAAAGCCUGAAUAACUCUGAUGCCUUUGACCCUGUCACCAAGACCUGGACUAGCUGUGCUCCCCUCAACAUCCGGAGACAUCAAGCAGCUGUGUGUGAGCUGGGUAACUUCAUGUACGUGAUCGGAGGAGCAGAAUCCUGGAACUGCCUGAACACGGUAGAGCGUUACAACCCUGAAAACAACACCUGGACCCUGAUAGCCCCCAUGAAUGUGGCUCGGCGUGGGGCAGGAGUGGCUGCGUAUGAAGGAAAGCUGUACGUGGUGGGCGGCUUUGACGGAUCCCGCGCCUUGCGCUGCGUGGAGGUGUACGACCCGGCAAAGAACGAGUGGAAGAUGAUGGGCAGCAUGACGUCAGCUCGCAGCAAUGCGGGCGUGGCCGUGCUGGGGGGCGCUGUUUGCGCGGUGGGUGGCUUCGACGGCAAUGACUUCCUCAGCUCCAUGGAGAUGUAUGACCCGGAUGCCAACGAGUGGAGGCCCUGCAUAGAUGCUGCUGAUGCCAUCUAAGCAAGCUUUGUGAAGUUCUGGAUGGGAAUGGAAAGGGAGGCCUGAUGUGCUGAGAAGAACAACCACAAUCUAUGAAUACUGCAUAUUUUUGCUGUAUAUAUUUUUUUCUCACUUUUGUCUUGGAAUACCAGUGCACCCAUCCUUCCUGGUAUACCAUAACAACCACGGCUUCAGUUUCUCUAACCUCUCUCCUCCAUAAUUCUACUUCACAUUUGCAUCUAAUGCCUUAAGUAUUAUGGUCAUUAACAUUACAACAAAUCUGAUUCUCUUUACCACUACUGUGCUAUAAUUGGCCUUUUCUUGUAUAUACAUUUUUUUAUACACUGUUGUGCAUAUUACCAAAUGAUAUAACCAGUGGCUGAUGCCCAUGGCAAGUUGUCGCGUGAGCCUAGUGCUCAGAUCUCACCGCUAAGACGACGCUUUCAUUUUGUUAGAGUGAAAUAAGUUCUGUAUCCCAUUUGUUAUGACGCAUUUCUUAAUAAAGCAUUUGUACCUGCACAAGGUGA